Naegleria fowleri is the source of this 2055-nucleotide messenger RNA. RefSeq lists its product as uncharacterized. Gene Ontology annotation, molecular function: protein tyrosine/serine/threonine phosphatase activity. The transcript is spliced from 2 exons. Gene Ontology annotation, biological process: protein dephosphorylation. Bases 1 to 2055 code for a protein of 684 amino acids. The record is from RefSeq and is a predicted model, not a curated record. Lineage: Eukaryota; Heterolobosea; Eutetramitea; Acrasida; Naegleriidae.
AUGAACAGUCUUUUAGCUAAACCACCGAAUGGUGGUGCCUCCGAUCCAUACGGAGGGAGUGGUGGCUUGUUUUCUCAUACAAUAACCAACUCGAGAGUUUUUGGAACUCAGCAACAACAACAACCAACUUUUGUACCAGUGGAAACACCUGGUCCAAGUCUUCUAUUAGCCGUCAGAAUUAUGGAUGGCCUUUUUGUUGGAAAUUCUAUUGCCGCCCAAGAUGACGAAUUUCUAUUUUCAAACAAAGUUAGUCAUAUUGUAAAUUGCGCCGGUUUGGAGGCAGCUAACAUAUUUGCAGAGCAUGGCGUCGAGUAUCUGACUUUCCCAUGGAGGGAUGUACCAACUACAGUACUUUUGGACAGUAGAGAUAGAAAUAUUACUCGAGUUUCAAAUUUUAUUGACCAAGCCUUCGAAAAGGGAGAAUGUGUACUCGUUCAAUCACUCCACGGAAACUCAAGAUCAUGUGUCAUUAUUGCUGCAUACUUUAUUUUUAAAUAUGGCUGGUCUUUGGAAAGCACUCUUGCUUUCAUGCAAGUAGCUCAUCCAGAUAUGCGAAUUAAGAACUACUUUCUUAGGCAACUCAAAGAUUUUGCACGAAAAAACAAUGCAAACAAAGAUAUAUUCUCAGUAGAUUUACCGUGUAAUACUGAAGAGGAAAUUCAUCAAAUGUUGUUAAAAAACACUUACCUCAAUAGCUUACCCUUGACAGAACCGUUACCACCUCCUCCAAAGAAAAUCUCUAGGAAAAAAUUGACGAUUUCGCUAAGAGAAGAACCCCCUGGAAGUAGACACCUUGUCUCCACGAUCGAUCCAAAAACAAAAGAAAAGGUUCCAAUCAAAGGCAUCCUGAGGGUAAAACUUGUACUCCAAUAUCAGAUGCCAUCACAAACUUCUUUACAAGCAUCUCAAAAUUCAACUGUCUCUAUCCCAACAACAAGGAAUGAAGUUCCACUCCCAACAGAGUCUGAUUCUACUCAAUCCCAAAUGCAAACAAUAGAAAUUGUUAAAGAGCAAAAACCACAAGAAGUACCGAGGAUAAUGGACUCUAAACCACGAAGUCUUUCACUCAUUGAUCCAGAAACAAACUCGCUUGAUGAUUCACAAGACAAUGACGGAUUGCAAAUUUUAACACAGGUUGAGCAAAAGAGUUCGACUUCAAACAAUUCAUUAUUUACACCUGUAACAAAAACCACCACAACGGCAAGUUCUACAACAAAGACAACCACAGUACCACAACCAGUUACAACAUCAGAGUCGAAAACAACAUUUAAGGAUACAAUAUCUGAUACUAUUUCAGAGCUAAGCUCUGUUUCAAGCUUUGAUGAAGAGGAGUUGAAAAAGAGGCGAAAGAAAAAACCAACUUCGCAGUCAACAACCACAGUUGCUUCCCAAUCUAACAGAAAGCGACCAAACUCGUUCUCAACAACCUCAGUAGGAGCCAAACCUCAAAACACUCCAGUUGUGCAUGCCCCAAUGAAAUUCAGAAAGCCCACUCCACCAAAGAGAAAUGAACCAAGCGAAGAAGAAUCAAGCAACGUCACUGUUUAUUCAACUUUUUCACAUAGAGCAUCUAAGAACGUGGAAGAAUCAUCGUUGUCAGCCAAUAACUAUGCUUACACAGGCUCACUUGCCACAGACACUCCUCUUUUCAUAAAAGCGGCACGAGACAAGCGGUCCAUGUCACCAGGUGUUACAAAAACAACAAAUUCACGCCCCAAUUCAUCUACCCUACUUCAACCUACAAUUAGCAGUACACUUAAGAAUGAUCCUCUUUCCACAAAGAAACGACCUUCGUCAGCACCUAAAAGCAGACCAAAGGAGGAGGAACAAGAAAACACCAUUUACACCAACGUGGCGGAACGCAGUGCAUUAAGAUCUAGCUUUACUGCUCCCAAUAGUUUGUCAAAGCCCUUAUUAACUUCCACAGACCUUUCAUCAUCUCUUCCAAAACGAAUUAAUUCAACCACAACCAGAAACGAUCCAUCAGGGUCAAGUGGGAAUCGAUUACUACGACCUACUCUCAGUUUUUUAAGUAAAACGGUGAAAAAGACCUAG